AUGCGGAAUUUCAAAUCCGUGCGUGCCCGUACCCGUCCUGCCACUCCAGACAAAGUAAGAUUGAGAUCGAGAUUGAAAUAUGACUCACGCGUUUCCGUGAUAUUUGGGCCAGGUGUGAUAUGGCAGAGUGGGCACGACUGGAGGCUUACACGGCGGUUCACCAUUCAGACGUUACGUGAUUUCGGCGUAGGGAAGACGUCUCUCGAAGAGAAGAUAUUCAGCGAGAUUGAUGCCGCCACCGAGUAUAUAAAGGCAACAGGCGCCAAGCCCUUUAACCCGCGACAGCUUACUUCCAUGAUGAUCACAAAUAUCAUUUAUGGAAUUGUCUUUGGAAAAAGGUUUGAUUUCGACGAAGCCGAUUUGCACAGCAUGAUAGAAAAGUUGGACCUUCUGUUCCGUCGGGGCGGAGUUGGAUCAGCCGAAGGUGGAUUUCCGGAGUGGCUGCUCAAAAUCGUUAAUAAAAAGGAGUUCGAUCAACGUCACAUUUACCAACAAAUCUCGGAUCACGAGUCCUCCUUCGAUGGCCAGCAUGUUCGAGACUUUGUCGACCUAUACCUAAAGGCGAAGACUGAGGAAAAGUCGGACAGUGGCGUGAACACAGCGGGGAACACGUAUCGCGUAAUAAUGGACCUGUUCGUGGCUGGGUCAGAGACGACGUCAAAUACGGUGAACUGGACUCUGCUUUACCUCCAGGAGUACCCGGAUUUGCAGAACAAGUGUCGAGAAGAGAUACAACAGGCGUGUGGCGGACGGAACGUACGCUGGACGGAUAGGGGGACUCUACCAUAUACGGAGGCCUUUCUACUUGAAGUACAGAGAGUAUCGAAUAUUGCGGAGUUUUCGUUGCCGCACACGAACCAAGUUCCGGUGACGCUCGGUGGCUACAAUAUCCCGGCUCAUUCCCUGAUACGAGCCAACUUGUACUCCGCCAACAUGGACCAGAAGUACUGGUCGGACCCGCACAUAUUUAACCCAGACCGGUUCCUCAAGAACGGCAAGACUUUCGGUCAUCCAGCCUUUAUGCCGUUCUCAACAGGUCCCCGUAUAUGUGCUGGCGAAUCUUUGGCCAAGAUGGAGAUGUUUAUGAUCACGACGAAUUUGGUACAGCGGUUUACGUUUGCACGUGGCGAUCCGAGCACCAAGCACAAUUUCGAGCCCAUCUUUGAACAAAUCACGUCUGCCCCCGAGCCUUACAUGGCUCGAGCCACGCCCAUAUGAGAGCAUAGCUCUGUGUUUUAGAGAAAGUGUUUGAUUGACUAUCGUUGUCAUCGUAUCACUAUCGACUCUAUUUGUAUUCAUUUAGGCAUAACACGUUGCCAUUCAUAUGCAUACGAUAGACUACUUGUUAUUGUCUAUUGUAUAAAACAAUUCUAUUUUUUUUUUCAAAAUCGUUUAUGUUUGUAUAGUACAAAUUGUAGU
Molecule: messenger RNA, 1419 nt
Organism: Mya arenaria
Lineage: Eukaryota; Metazoa; Mollusca; Bivalvia; Myida; Myidae
Product: cytochrome P450 2J6-like
Exons: 9
Coding region: 1-1218 (405 amino acids)
Biological process (GO): xenobiotic metabolic process
Cellular component (GO): intracellular membrane-bounded organelle; cytoplasm
Molecular function (GO): heme binding; oxidoreductase activity, acting on paired donors, with incorporation or reduction of molecular oxygen, reduced flavin or flavoprotein as one donor, and incorporation of one atom of oxygen; iron ion binding
Source: RefSeq, a predicted model, not a curated record